AUGAGAAAAAAGAAAAAGAAAAAAGGAACAGGAAAAAUCCAAUCUCCCCGCCGCUCUCUUCCUCCGCGAAAGGGUGAAAUGCGCACUCCUUUCUCUCAGUCUUAUUUCAUUGGAACAGAAAUCCACAGCAUACGAUCUCGAUGCUAUAAAAGGGCGGAAAAGACGAGUGUCUGAAAGACGGCUUCGAAGAUGGGGUCUGAAGAAGCUAGGGUUUCUUCUUCUUCUUCUCCACAGUUCAAUCCCGAAAGUAGGGUUUCCAACGGAAGCGUCGAUUCUUCUCGAGGCGGGGAAGCUAGGGUUUCUUCAUCAGAGCUCGAUUCAGGAGAAGCCGAGAGAGAGUCGGAAGGUAGGGUUUCUGAGAUCAAAGACGAGGAUGCUUCGGAUUCCGAUGGCGGGAACAGCGAUUUCGCUGCUGGGAUGUCUGGAGUGGCGGGAAUUCAUGCUUCUUCGGACUCGGAGCUUGAUUCGAGAGGAGGAUUUGAGAGAGGAGCAGGAGCUAGGGUUUCUGAGAUGAAGACGGAGGACAUGCGUUUUGCAGGUAGAAACGGAGCAGAGUGUUUGGCUAUGAGGUCUGGAGGAAUCGAGAGAGGUGUCAAUGCUAAGUUUUCUGAAAACGAUGGGAGGUUCGAGGUUCUGGAUGCGGGAGAGGGUUUGAGCUACGGGUUUGAAGCAGGUGACAUGGUGUGGGGAAAGGUGAAAUCCCACCCUUGGUGGCCGGGCCAUAUCUUCAACGAAGCCUUUGCGUCGUCGUCCGUCCGUCGGUCUAAGCGAGAAGGCCAUGUCCUGGUCGCCUUCUUCGGUGAUAGCAGUUAUGGAUGGUUCGAUCCUGCUGAGCUCAUUCCAUUCGAGCCUCACUAUGGUGAAAAGUCACGGCAGACAAACUCGCGUAAUUUCAUGAAAGCGGUGGAGGAGGCUGUCGACGAGGGAAAACGGAGGCGUGCUCUUGGGCUGGCUUGUCGGUGUCGGAAUCCAUUCAAUUUCCGGCCUGCUGGCGUGGAGGGGUACUUUUCAGUUGAUGUGGAGGAGUAUGAUCCUGGAGUGGUUUAUUCAGCGAAGCAGAUUAAGAAGGCGAGAGAUAAUUUUCAGCCUGCAGAAGCGCUUUCUUUUGUACAACGGUUGGCACUGACACCUCGGGAUAGAGAGGAGCAUCUGAGUAUAGAUUGGAUUCACAGCGUGGCCACAGUCCUUGCGUACCGGAAGGCAGUCUUUGAGGAGUUUGAUGAGACAUAUGCUCAGGCAUUUGGGAUGCAGCCAGUUCGCCCCACUCGUAACUCACUGGAGGCAUUGGAACAGCUUGAUAAAGCGCUGCCUCGAGCACCUUUGAGCGGUCCUCUAGUCAUUGCUGAAAAUUUGGGUGAGAGGAAGACCAUAAAGUCUCUCAAACCCAAGAAAGACAAGUACCUGUUCAAACGGCGUGAGGAACCAAAUGAUCAGCGGGCCGUUUCGAAGCCAGGAUCCCAUCAUGUUAGCCAAGUCCAACCAGGUGUUUUACACCCAUCAGCUUUGAAGGAGGCACCGGAUGCUUUUCCUGCCCAGGCAGGUCAAUAUGUCUUGCAGAGGAGAGCGCUGUCUGCUGUGGAAAAGCACCUUAUUCUAACAAGCCAGCCUCCGGAAUAUGGCAGUGUUCCCCCCGCCCAAGGUUCAGAAGACAGGGAAUUGCAGCUGGGGUCAGUGGAUAAUAAGAAGGAUGUUCUACAGGAGAUGAGUGGAAGUGCUAGGUCUGAUGAAACCAUCGGGUCCACAAGCAAAAUAUCUGACACAUCCAAUUUGUCAGGAAAAUUGGAGUCAUCUGGCAUGGUGGAUCAUGUGGAUGAGAAAGAUUCAGUCCUAGAAACAAGGAUUUCUGAAUCGACAGGUGUGGAUGGGGUGGUUAAGACGGGAAAGGUCCUUAAACGCCUAUGGGAGGAUUCAGGCUCUGAGAAAUCGGUCAUGGUGGAGAAAAAUAAGAAAAAGAAAAAGAAGAAAGAUUCAGGCAUUGAAACUAGUCCAGACCAUCCACCCAAGCGUCCUAAAAUCCCAAAAGAUGGGGAGUCUAAGAGAAAAUCUGCAGGAAAAUCCCCCGGGAUUAGUUUGGUUGAGCAUCCGCAGAUGGAAUCACAGAAGAGAGAUGAUGGGGUUGGUGCUGUUUUGAGCUCCAGUCCUGCCGUUUCACCGCCAAAAUUCGACAUUGGAAGUACCGAGAUCGAGCUCCCGGAGCUAGUUAGCGACCUGUUAGUCCUUGCCCUUGAUCCUUUCCAUGGCAUCGAGCGUAAUAGCCCAGAGAUAGUGCGCCAGGUUUUCCUUAAAUUCCGCUCGCUUGUUUAUCAGAAAAGCUUGGUCCUGCAACAAGCAAGUGAAUCUGAGACAUCGGAAGUCCGUGCUAAAUCUAGUGUGGGCAGAUUGCUGCAGGAAUCUGGCAUAGGAAACGCUGAGAUUGCUCCCGGCGGGGAACGGAGGGAUCCGACAUCUGCUUCAAAAUCUUUGAAACAUGCACCGAGAUUGGACGAUCCUACAAAGAUGGGCCGGAAAAGGAGCCCUUCUGAUCGACAGGAAGAGAUGUCCGCGAAGAGGUUGAAGAAACUGAAUGAAAUGAAGGCCUUGGCUGCAGAAAAGAAAGCCGGAGGCCAGAAGGCAGCAGAUGGGCAGAAGGGGGAGCAGAAAGAGACGGGUACUGCUGCCCCGACAAAGCCAAUCAAGCCAGCAGACUCUGUCAAGAAGCCGGAACCUCCAGCAAGGGCAUUAGCACUGACGGCUCUGGUGAUGAAAUUCCCACCCCGAACAACGCUGCCAUCCCAGCCCCAGCUGAAGGCAAGGUUUGCACGAUUCGGCCCGCUUGAUCUCUCCGGGACGCGAGUCUACUGGAAGUCAUUGACGUGCCGGGUCGUGUUCAGGCACAAGGCUGACGCAGAGGCCGCCUAUGAUCAUGCCAUCCGGAAUAACACCCUGUUCGGGCAUAUAAGGGUGAGGUACCACCUACGAGAGCUCGAGACACCGGCUCCGGAAAUACCUGAAGCUGGCAAGCGACGAAUCGAUGACAGUCCGGAUGAUUCCCUGCAGCUGAGGUCCGGCUGCAGCGACGUUCUGGGCGAGCCAAAGCCCAUGGUGCACCGGCAACUACAGCCAACUGUGCAGCUGAAGUCGUGUCUAAAGAAGCCAUCAGGCGAUGAGGUGGGGCCCGCUGUUAAGGAGAGCCCACGUGUAAAAUUUUUGUUGGGUGGUGAGGAAAGUCGGAGAGGAGAGCAGUUGGUGACCGUUAGUAAUAACAAUGGUAGUAAUGCAGAUGGGGCAUCUUCUUCUUCCCAGCCAUUUGAUGUUACUAGUAUUAAGAACACGAAAUCAACGGUCUUUCUUCCUCCCCCACCGCCUCUUCCUCCCCUUCCUCCCCCACCGCCUCUACCUCCACGCGUCCUAGACGUCCAUGAGAGCCCCGGAGUGGGCCAUUUUAGCAAAAUCCAUCCAAACCGCUAUGGCCAUGUGCCGCCGUAUAGUGAGGUAGAGGGAAGGAACACAAGCGUAGUAGACAUAUCUCAUCAGAUGCUAAGCCUCCUGAUGAGGUGCAGCGAUAUAGUCACUGAUGUGAACCGCGUGUUAGGCUAUGUACCUUACCAUCCCCUCUGACUUACAAUCUAUGGCUGCUCGAUCCUAGCCCUACGCUUUCGGCAGCAAUGAUGAGAAAUCGAGAAAUCAUGAGUGGCAGACGGACGGAUGGACGGUGAUGACAGGAUGGAGAGAGAGAGGGAGAGGGAGAGAUUGUAACGCACAAAAGGGCCCAUUUUAAGGGCGUUGAUUGAUGGAGAGGAACAUGUAGCUUAAAAGAGGAAAACGAGAAUUGCGUUUUCCGUUGCUUUCCAACGCUUUUGUCCUUUUUAGUUGUUUUUUUUUUCCUUCUCAUCGUUACCCCUGUUUAUGAUUUGAUUGUAGGCGUUAUGCAUGUGUACAAUAUAUACUCGUUACAAUGGUUUUGGAUGGUUA
Magnolia sinica is the source of this 3951-nucleotide messenger RNA. Its product is annotated as PWWP domain-containing protein 1-like. The transcript has 2 exons. The record is from RefSeq and is a predicted model, not a curated record. Lineage: Eukaryota; Viridiplantae; Streptophyta; Magnoliopsida; Magnoliales; Magnoliaceae. Bases 190 to 3597 code for a protein of 1135 amino acids.